GUUUCGUGUUUAUCACUUUGUACAGUUCGCUGAGAUGACGGUUAACUUGUCAAAAUGUUAAAUAAGAUUUUUUAAAUAGUACUUUCUAGCAAAUAUAAUACGUAUAUAAGUUAAGAUUAUUUAUUAUAAAUUAUUGUGCUAGUGUGUAUUCGUGUUUAACUUGUAAGUGUUUGUGCUACCAUAAUUUCGGAAAUGGCACUCCCGCUUAGGAAAACAUUUUCAAGGUUGCGGCUAAAUUUUGGUGGAAUAUGCCUAAUUUUGUAUUUCAUAGGACAGGUCAAAUGUCUGGAAAACAACAAUUCAAAAGAACAAGGCCAUUGCAUCUGGUAUGGGGAAUGUAACAAAAAUGAGCUGGGACUCUCUCAAAAUUGUGUGUACAAUGGUACCGCAAAGCCCCUUAACGAUGCUCAGGCUAAGGUCCUGAUAGAAAAGUGGUGUCCAGAAUUAGUAGGGCAGAAUACAUGUUGCGACGCAGCUCAAUUGACAACCCUCGAUAGAAACAUCCAAAUUGCUGCCAACUUUCUUAAACGAUGUCCAUCGUGCAUGUACAACUUCGUUAAACACAUUUGUUCCUUAACAUGUUCUCCUGAUCAAUCAACUUUCAUGGAAGCGAAGCAAAUAUUACCGUCAGAAACCAAUAAUUCGCUUUACAUAAAUUCCGUGGAUGUAUACCUUUCGAAUCACUACAUGGAUGGCAUGUAUGACUCGUGUAAGCAAGUUAGCGUGCCAAGUACGGGUCAGUUGGCCAUGGACAUAAUGUGCGGUGGCUGGGGUGCAUCCAAAUGUUCAGCUAGCCGACUUUUCCAAUUUAUGGGUAGCACCAACCUCAACCCUUACGCUCCCUUCCAAAUUACAUACAUCAAUUCAUCUGAACCCGUUGGAAAAUACGUGCCCAAGGAUUUCGACAUAGUACCUUGCAGUAAAGGCAUUAGCAAAGACGCUCCUGCUUGCAGUUGUGUUGAUUGCGAGCAGAGCUGCUCUGCAGUGCCUCAACCUGCUACUGAACAACCUUUCUUAAUUUUUGGAUUGGACGGUUAUGCCGUCAUUUUGUCAAUUAUUUUCGUUGUAGGUUCAUUUCUAUUCCUAAGUUGUCUUUUCCUCUGUUCGAAAACGUCGAUGGCGGGGCUCAUGCAUGGGCGCGCAGAAGACAUUGGGCGUCGAUUGGCGCCGGAUAACAGGCACUCUUCCCGAACCGCCCUUCCAGACAGCGAAGAGAGUCCCUUGCAAUCCAAACGGUCGAGCGUUACUUCAGAAGGUGAUCACGAGAUGGACACCCACUCAAUCAACAAGAUGCCUGGCGAAUACGACACGCCCUCGUCAUUUAUAGAACGUUUGGGUGCAAAUACGGACUCGUAUUUGCAACGUGCAUUCGAAUCUUGGGGCACAAAAUGCGCUACGCACCCUUGGAGGGUGUUACUUUUCGGCGCGUGUGUGAUCAUCGGUUUGGGUCACGGUAUCAAGUAUUUACACGUCACUACUGACCCGGUUGAACUCUGGGCGGCACCCGAUUCUCGUAGUCGUAUUGAAAAAGAAUACUACGAUAAACAUUUCGAACCUUUCUACCGUAACGAACAAGUAAUUAUCACUGCAAUUGGUUUGCCACCAAUUGUCCAUGAAACUGCCAAUGGAAACGUGACGUUUGGUCCUGUAUUUGAUGAAAAUUUUCUUAAAACUGUUUUGGAAUUACAAGAGAAGAUAAAACUGAUCGGUCAGGGCACAGAGUUUUCUUACGACAAGAUAUGUUACGCACCGUUAAGAAGUGCUACACCGAAAAAUACGAAAGUAUCAGAAUGUGUCGUUCAAAGCAUAUGGGGCUAUUACCAAGAUGAUGUGGACACGUUUGAACAAACAGACACCGAUCCUCAGAACUUCACUCUCAAUUAUUUGGAUCAUUUUUUGGCUUGUUCCCAGAACGCGUAUAAUCCAAUUUGUCUGGCCCCAUAUGGGGGUCCUGUUGAUCCGGCUAUAGCUGUCGGUGGUUUCUUGAAAAAGGGUGAAGCUUUAACUAAAACUUCCCAUUAUGAAAACGCCACUGCUAUAAUUCUCACCUUCCUUGUGAACAAUCACCAUAACAAGACGAAACUCAAACCAGCUAUGGAAUGGGAGAAGAAAUACGUCGAAUUUAUGAAAGAGUGGAUAGAAAAAGAAAAGCCUGAAUGGAUGGAUAUAGCUUUCACAUCUGAACGUUCUAUAGAAGAUGAAUUGGACCGCGAGAGUCAGUCGGAUGUCUACACUAUCCUUGUAUCAUACGUCAUCAUGUUUGCCUAUAUCGCCGUCUCGUUAGGACAAGUUCGUACUUGUAAUCGGUUACUAAUUGAUAGUAAAGUAACCUUGGGACUUGGUGGCGUCUUCAUAGUUCUUGCUUCUGUAAUAUCGUCUGUGGGAUUGUUUGGAUUUGUCGGUAUUCCUGCCACCCUCAUUAUUAUCGAAGUCAUACCUUUCUUGGUCCUGGCUGUUGGAGUAGACAACAUUUUUAUUUUGGUCCAAACACAUCAACGUGAAGCUAGAAAAAUGAACGAAACCAUCCCCGAACAUAUCGGUCGUGUUUUGGGACAAGUAGGGCCUUCGAUUUUGCUUACCAGCGUUUCGGAGAGCUGUUGUUUCUUCCUAGGCGGUUUAUCUGACAUGCCAGCGGUCCGUGCCUUUGCUUUAUAUGCGGGCAUGGCUUUGUUUAUCGACUUCCUUCUCCAAAUAACAUGUUUCGUUAGUCUUCUUGCAUUGGAUACUAUUCGCCAAAGUCAAAACCGUUUCGAUAUUUUCUUCUUUUUACGCGGAUCGAAAAAGGACUCGAUAGGGAAUGAAAUUGCUGCAGACGGACUUUUAUUUAGUUUCUUUAAAUCAAUAUACGUACCCAUAUUGAUGAACCGGUUUGUGCGUGCUAUGGUGAUGAUCGUAUUCUUUGGGUGGUUGUGCUCAUCUAUAGCAGUAUUGCCUCAUGUAGAAAUUGGCUUAGAUCAAGAAUUAUCGAUGCCUGAGGACAGUUUUGUGUUGAAAUAUUUUAAAUUUCUGAAAGACUACUUAAGUAUAGGGCCGCCAAUGUACUUCGUGGUUAAGAAUGGAUUAAAUUAUAGUAAUGGAAAGACACAGAAUCUUAUUUGUAGCGGUCAAUUUUGCAAUCCUGAUUCUCUUACGAUGCAAGUUUACGUUGCAUCUAAAAUGGCAAACAGUUCUUACAUCGCAAGACCGAGUUCCAGUUGGAUUGACGACUAUUUUGACUGGUCGAGUAUAAAGUCCUGCUGCAAAUACAAUACCACAGAUGGAGGAUUUUGUCCUCAUAACGCAGGGGGAGUAUGUAAACCGUGUAAUAUCGAAAUAGGCCCGCCUUAUAAUCGACCAAAUUCCACGGGUUUCGACCAUUAUAUAUCCUUCUUUCUUCGUGAUAAUCCCGACGAAUCAUGUGCAAAAGCAGGUCAUGCAGCUUACGGACAGGGCGUGAACUAUUGGAUCAAUCAAUCGACGCAGUCUUCAACGGUCGGUGCGUCUUAUUUCAUGACCUACCAUACCAUCUUGAAAACAUCGAAAGACUACUAUGAAAGUAUGCGCGCUGCUCGAAAAAUUUCCCAGAAUAUAACAGACACCAUUAACCGACGGAUUAAAUCUGAUAAUAUCAGCGCCAAUGGCACAAUAGAAGUCUUCCCCUACUCAGUCUUCUACGUAUUUUAUGAACAGUACUUGACGAUGUGGGCGGACACGUUAUACAGUGUAGGCAUUAGUUUAGCCGCAAUAUUUGUGGUUACGUUCCUCCUCAUGGGCUUUGACAUAUUCUCUUCACUGGUUGUUGUCAUAACCAUUACAAUGAUCGUAGUUAAUCUCGGUGGUUUCAUGUAUUGGUGGCAUAUUACGUUGAAUGCAGUUUCCUUGGUAAACUUGGUCAUGGCUGUCGGUAUAGCGGUCGAAUUUUGUUCGCAUCUAGUGCACAGCUUCUCGAUGUCCAUGUACCACACGCGCGUCGAGAGAGCGUCCGAUGCGCUUGCGCGAAUGGGCAGUUCUGUGUUUUCGGGCAUCACACUUACUAAAUUCGGAGGAAUCAUUGUAUUGGGAUUCGCCAAGUCUCAGAUCUUUCAGGUGUUCUACUUUCGAAUGUACCUGGGAAUCGUAGUUUUGGGUGCAGCCCAUGGACUUAUCUUCCUUCCUGUGCUUCUGAGUUAUAUAGGUUCCCCAAUGAAUAAAGAGAAAUUGGCCAAGCAUAAUCGGAAUUUAAACGAGGCGCAUAUCCAGGAAACGUCUCUGAACAAAGCGUGAUACGACACACAAAAAGAUUAAAUUAUAUGGUUGAAACAGCACAUCCAGCAGUCACAACACCUCUUUUGUCACCAUCGACCUCAAGAAUAGAUCAUUAUGAUAGCAUUAGUAUUGCAGAACAGUGACAUUAUUUCGUUUUAAUAUUUUGUCGUACAUACUUCGCUCUUUCUAACAUAACAGUCAUUUUUUGUGAUAAUUCUAAUCGUAAUAUUAACCAGGUGAAAGACACUAUUUGUUGUCUAGAGCAGUUCUAAAAAUUACAAAUAGAAAUAUCAGAGCAGUAUUUUUAUAAAAAAGAAAUAGAAUUUUCUAUAUUUAAAAGAGGCUCCACGUUUUCAUCGUUUUCUUAAGAUUUUAUAUACUUACUUACAAUUAUUAAAAUGGUUUAUUCAGCCUAAUUUUGAGGUUUUUUAUAAUGUUCGUCUGUAUGCAACAAAAGUGCCUAUAUAAUAGAUUUAAUAUCAAAAAAAAAAAACAUUUAUUGAAAGUGUUUUUUUUCGAUAAAGAAAUUUAAAGGGCAUAUUUAUUUUUAUUUCUCAUUUAAAUUCAAAUAUUUGCACUUUUAUCUGAGGAAACCUAAACUGAAAAUUACUUACAAAUUGCCAGAAAAACUUAAAACACUUGCUACAAAUUUUUCCAAAUUUGAUAUUAUAAUUUGAAAAUAUCAAAAUAGUAUUACUUCUCAAUUCUUAAGUGUUUAUGUUUAUCAUAAUUGCACACAAUUCUGUUUUUAUUUUAUUUUGAUUUAAUAGGAAUUAAAAAACAAAUUAUAAGAAAAAUCGAUUAGUUUUGUAUUAACACAUUUCAAUAAUAUUAAAACAGAAAGUUUAAUAAGAAAUUUUACUAUUGUUUAGUCAUGUGAUGGCUUUAUCAAGAGUGCAAAUACUAUACUGUAAUAUAGUAUUUUUUCUUCUUUCCUUUAUUAUUUUUACUUCAUAAAUUUAUGUCAUAACUGUGGUUAUUACUUUCUUGAUGGUUGAUGCAAUUUGCACACCUUUAAAUCUAUUUUGCCAAAAGUCAAUAAAUAGUAGUUUUAAAUAGUAGUAAUAGUGACUCAAAAAUUAAUCUUGCUGUGGUUUAUAGUAUUUUUGUUAAUUUUCAUAACGUAUGAAAACAGAAUUGAGUGUGGUUAGAUUCACAAUUACUUCAUUAAUAAUUUUUGAUUAUUUUCAAAUAAAUUAUAUUUAAACUGUGCCUUUUCACAGUAAAAUGGUAAAAAGUUAACUUGACAUAUUUAGUUCCUUUCUAGUACUUUUUCACAGGCAGGGUCCAAUCGAAUCACUAUUCAUUGUAUUUAAUAUAAACUGUAUUUUCAUAUAUUAAUGUGUGACACUUUUGGGUUCAAAUCUAUCCAAGUUAAUUUUUACAAACUUACAUAAUUGCAAGGCUUCAUUAAAAUUGUCUUGACUUGACUUUGGGAUCUACAAUAGAAGCUACAAAAGAUUCAACAUUAUUCUGAACUUGAUUGCUAAUUGAACGUUGUUUUACACAUCUUGCAAUUAUUAGAGUACUUUCGAUUAAAUUAUUGUCUACUAAAAGUAAAUACUUGGUUCUCAGUUGAUAAAAGUCCCUGUUUUUUAUGUAGGUACGUGUUAUAUCAAAUUAAAGAACAUCCAUCACAUCGUUUGUUCUAGCAAGGAUAUAUAAACGUAAAAUACAUAUCCUUCUCCUAAAAUAGAUUUUUAUGAUACCUUGGUGAAUUGAUAAACAAAUAAUUGGAUAAAUUUUCAAAUCAGGUCGUACUUACAAGCUAGAAAUUCUGGCACUUACAAGACUGCAUUUAUAAAUAUGAAAAUUUCGUCCAAAGAUUAUUUCCGAACGUGUGUUUGCGAAAAACUAGCUUAAUGUGUGUUUCCUGUCGUUGCUUAAGCUUAGAAAAUUUUAAAGUGAGGUUAUAGGUAUUUAAAAGGAUUAAUAGAUGGUGUUAUUAAUACAUACGCGGUAAUAAAGUACGUUUCUCUAAAAAACUCAUUUCUUAAGUAUUAACAGUACUCAAAGUUGGGCAUUUUAUACAUUCCCCUUUGAAUAAUUCGUU
Molecule: messenger RNA, 6277 nt
Organism: Agrilus planipennis (emerald ash borer)
Lineage: Eukaryota; Metazoa; Arthropoda; Insecta; Coleoptera; Buprestidae
Gene: Npc1a
Product: NPC intracellular cholesterol transporter 1
Exons: 12
Coding region: 193-4242 (1349 amino acids)
Cellular component (GO): membrane
Molecular function (GO): lipid carrier activity
Source: RefSeq, a predicted model, not a curated record